This is a messenger RNA of Meloidogyne enterolobii, 311 nucleotides long. The record is from the annotation of a GenBank genome assembly. Lineage: Eukaryota; Metazoa; Nematoda; Chromadorea; Rhabditida; Meloidogynidae.
UUUCCAACAUGUUUAUUCCUAUUUUAUGCCCUGUAUUUUUCCCAAGUUUAUUUAUUUUCCAAGUUUAUUAUAUUCAUACCAUAAAAGCUAUUAAUAUUACACCAUUUUAUAUUCCCCUACUAUUUAAGCAUUUUCGUGCGCAUUUAAUAUUUUCACAUUUUAAAAUUUUUUCUCAUUUUAAGAACAGCAGCAGUAUAUUUGCCCCUUUUAUACCCCUUUUUAGCUUGUUUUCUUUUUUAUUUUUCCUGUUUAUUUUUUAAAAAAAAUAUUUUUUUGUGCCUACAUAUUUUUUAUAAACAAUUUGCGCUCUU